UCGGACGGAGUCUCCAUCCAUUGAAACCGACCAACCGUUUCUCUUCCCCCAGAAUUGAGAAAAAAAAAAGGCCUCCGUCCUUUCCUGCUUAAUUAAUUUUUUAUAAUUAAUUCAAUGAGUUCAAAAAAUGAAGAAAUUAAUCACGGAGGGAGACAGUUUAAUCAUAAAUUGAUCAAAAUCAACGUCUCUCACGGUCCCUCCCACCUCGAACUCCAUGUCCCUGCUCAUUCAACUUUCGGGCAUGUUAAAAAGGUAAUCGAACAGCAAACCGGUUUGGAAUCGGAAAAGCAGAGGAUUUUGUUCAGAGGAAACGAAAAGGAGGACGGAGAGAAUUUGCAGGAGGCAGGCGUGAGGGAUAACUCCAAGAUUUUGGUUUUGGAGGACGUGGUGAGGAAGGAGAUGAAGGAAGUCGAGGACACAUCAACGGCGACAAUGCAGGAAAAUGUGGAGGAGGUGAAGGGAAACGAUAAGGAGAUGUCGAAGGCCUUUCGAGCUAUUGAAGAAACGAGGAAGGAGAUUGAUAAGCUUGCGGAAAGAGUGGGUGCUUUGGAAGUGGCUGUGAGUGGCGGGACUAGGGUUUCGGAGGAUGAAUUUGGUGUUUUUUCGGAGUUGCUCAUGAGGCAGUUGCUGAAAUUGGAUGCUAUUGAGGCGGAAGGGGAAGCACGGGUGCAGCGAAAGGCUGAGGUUCGUCGUGUCCAGAAUUUCCAUGAGAUAUUAGACAACCUGAAGGCAAGAAAUCCCAAGCCAUUGGGCAAUAGUGGCAAUGUGUCAGUGACAACUGAGUGGGAGACCUUCGACUCUGGAUCGGGAAGCUCAAGUCCCCCAUCCUCAAUCCCAUCUUCAACAAGAAUUACUCAGGAUUGGGAAAGGCUUGAGUAGUUUACAACAACCUCCUUGAUUAUUCCAGUCUCCCGAAAUGUGUGAUAUAUAAUAUUUUACAUUUAGUAAACAUUGUAUCCUUGAUUUUGCUACUUAAUUAUAAGCUUUUUGUUUU
Populus nigra (black poplar) is the source of this 994-nucleotide messenger RNA. RefSeq names its product BAG family molecular chaperone regulator 4-like. Gene Ontology annotation, biological process: protein stabilization. The record is from RefSeq and is a predicted model, not a curated record. Lineage: Eukaryota; Viridiplantae; Streptophyta; Magnoliopsida; Malpighiales; Salicaceae. Gene Ontology annotation, molecular function: protein-folding chaperone binding; adenyl-nucleotide exchange factor activity. Bases 115 to 879 code for a protein of 254 amino acids. The transcript has 4 exons. Gene Ontology annotation, cellular component: cytoplasm.